AUGAGGGAGUUAAAAGCGGUAGUGCUGGGUAGUGGUGGAGUUGGAAAAAGUGCACUGACUGUAAAGUUUGUUUCCGGAAAAUUCAUUGAGAGAUAUGAUCCAACCGUGGAAGACUUCUACAGAAAAGAGAUUGAAGUUGAUGGUGAUCCAUCUGUAUUAGAAAUUCUCGAUACGGCAGGCACCGAACAAUUCGCCUCAAUGCGUGAUUUGUACAUUAAAAAUGGACAAGGUUUCGUGAUUGUAUAUAGUGUAACCAGUUCUCAAUCAUUUCUCGACAUCCAAACCAUGAAAGAUCAGAUUGUUCGUGUUAAACAUCGCCUAAAAGUGCCCAUUAUUUUGGUAGGCAACAAAAGAGAUCUAGAAGCCGAUAGAGAGGCUAAAAAAGUUGCAUACAAAGAUGGAAUGUUGUUGGCCCAACAAUGGGGAUGUCCAUUUGUUGAGUCAUCGGCGAAGAGUACACAUGAUGUCAAUGCUGUCUUCAUUGAGAUUGUCCGUGAAAUGACAACCGCCUCAACAUCACAAUCCUCACGAUGCUGUACAAUAUUAUGA
Helobdella robusta is the source of this 549-nucleotide messenger RNA. RefSeq lists its product as hypothetical. The transcript has 3 exons. The record is from RefSeq and is a predicted model, not a curated record. Gene Ontology annotation, biological process: Rap protein signal transduction; negative regulation of cell migration. Gene Ontology annotation, molecular function: GTP binding; GTPase activity; GDP binding. NCBI's taxonomy places the organism in Eukaryota, Metazoa, Annelida, Clitellata, Rhynchobdellida, Glossiphoniidae. The coding region runs from base 1 to 549 and encodes 182 amino acids. Gene Ontology annotation, cellular component: plasma membrane.